Messenger RNA from Talaromyces atroroseus, 1035 nucleotides. Its product is annotated as Fructose-bisphosphate aldolase. The record is from RefSeq and is a predicted model, not a curated record. Gene Ontology annotation, molecular function: zinc ion binding; fructose-bisphosphate aldolase activity. Gene Ontology annotation, biological process: gluconeogenesis; glycolytic process. The transcript has 4 exons. Lineage: Eukaryota; Fungi; Ascomycota; Eurotiomycetes; Eurotiales; Trichocomaceae. Gene Ontology annotation, cellular component: cytosol. The coding region runs from base 1 to 1035 and encodes 344 amino acids.
AUGGGUGUCCUCGAGAAGCUCUCCCGCAAGUCUGGCGUCAUCGUCGGCGAUGACGUCCUUCGCCUGUUCCAGUACGCCCAGGAGAAGCAGUUUGCCAUUCCGGCCAUCAACGUGACUUCCUCGUCUACUGUCGUCGCUGCUCUCGAAGCCGCCCGCGAGAAGAACUGCCCCGGCAUCCCCAACUCUAACCAGGAAGCUUCCAUCGCCGGUGGUAUCGCCGGUGCCCACUACGUUCGCAGCAUUGCCCCAACCUACGGCAUCCCCGUUGUCCUUCACACCGACCACUGCGCCAAGAAGCUGCUGCCCUGGCUGGACGGUCUGCUCGACGAGGACGAGCGCUACUUCAAGCAGCACGGCGAGCCUCUCUUCUCCUCGCACAUGAUUGACCUUUCGGAGGAGCCCGUGGACUGGAACAUUGAGACCACCGCCAAGUACUUGAAGCGUGCUGCUCCCAUGAAGCAAUGGUUGGAGAUGGAAAUCGGUAUCACCGGUGGUGAGGAGGAUGGUGUCAACAACGAGGAUGUCGACAACAACUCUCUCUACACACAGCCCGAGGACAUCCUGGCCAUCCACAACGCCCUCUCCCCCAUCAGCCCUUACUUCUCCAUUGCUGCCGGCUUCGGUAACGUGCACGGCGUCUACAAGCCCGGCAACGUCCGUCUGCACCCCGAACUGCUCAAGAAGCACCAGCUGUACGUCAAGGAGAAGAUUGGUUCGUCCUCGGACAAGCCCGUCUUCUUUGUUUUCCACGGCGGCUCCGGCUCGUCCAAGGAGGAGUACAAGGAGGCGAUUAGCUACGGUGUGGUCAAGGUCAACGUCGACACCGACAUGCAGUUCGCCUACCUGUCUGGUGUGCGUGACUACGUCUUGGGCAAGAAGGACUAUCUGCUCACUACCGUCGGCAACCCGGAUGGCGCCGACAAGCCCAACAAGAAGUUCUUCGACCCGCGUGUCUGGGUGCGCGAGGGUGAGAAGUCCAUGAGCAAGCGUGUACAGGAAGCGCUCGCCGACUUCAACACUGCCGGACAAUUGUAA